Molecule: messenger RNA, 510 nt
Organism: Arachis duranensis
Lineage: Eukaryota; Viridiplantae; Streptophyta; Magnoliopsida; Fabales; Fabaceae
Product: RING-H2 finger protein ATL74-like
Exons: 2
Coding region: 1-510 (169 amino acids)
Biological process (GO): protein ubiquitination
Molecular function (GO): transferase activity
Source: RefSeq, a predicted model, not a curated record
AUGGCUAAACUUGAGUCUAAUCACACUCCCCCACCCACAAUGAGCCCUACCAUAAGCAAACCAUGUUACCCUCCACAAUCUCCCAACAACAAUUCAGGUGGCUUCAACUUAAUGGUUAUUUUGGCGGCAAUUGUAUGCGCCUUCCUUUGCGCGCUAGGCCUCAACACCAUGCUACAAUGCACGCUACAAUGCGCGAGUCGCGUCCUCACGGAGCCUUUACAAUGGAUUGCUUCCAGAGGGAUCAACUCAGGGCUCAAGAAGAAAGAAAUGGUAGCUUUGCCAACUUCAAUUUAUAAUAGGUCAUCACCAUCUUCAGGUUCUGCUAGUUGUGCAAUUUGCCUAGCUGAUUUCUCUGAUGGAGACAAGAUAAGGUUUCUUCCAAAGUGUAAUCAUCGUUUUCAUGUGGCUUGCAUUGAUAAGUGGCUUCUUUCCCAUUCCUCUUGCCCAACAUGUAGGAACUUCCUCAAGUCCAAUGAUUCAUCACACCCUUUUCAUAUUCUCAUAGCUUAA